Messenger RNA from Chrysochloris asiatica (Cape golden mole), 1266 nucleotides. RefSeq names its product ferrochelatase (gene FECH). The transcript has 11 exons. Gene Ontology annotation, biological process: heme biosynthetic process. Lineage: Eukaryota; Metazoa; Chordata; Mammalia; Afrosoricida; Chrysochloridae. Gene Ontology annotation, molecular function: protoporphyrin ferrochelatase activity. Bases 16 to 1266 code for a protein of 416 amino acids. The record is from RefSeq and is a predicted model, not a curated record.
CCCCUCGGUACCAACAUGGCUGCAGCCCUGCGUACUGCGGGCACACUUCUCUGCGACCGGCUGGUGUCCGGUGGCUCGAGGGUGCAGCAGCAGUGGAUGUGCCAGUUGGGGGCGGCGGUGGCAGCAGCAGCCACAGAAGCAACCCAGCGGGUCAAAAGCACAAAACCUCAAGUUCAACCAGCGAAGAGGAAGCCCAGAACAGGGGUGCUGAUGCUGAACAUGGGAGGCCCUGAAACUCUCGGAGAGGUGCACGACUUCCUGCUCAGGCUCUUCUUGGACCGGGACCUCAUGACACUGCCACUGCAAAAUAAGCUGGCACCAAUCAUCGCCAAACGCCGAACCCCCAGAAUCCAAGAGCAGUAUCGGAGGAUUGGCGGCGGGUCCCCCAUCAAGCUGUGGACGUCCAAGCAAGGUGAAGGGAUGGUGAAGCUGUUGGACGAGAUGUCCCCCAACACAGCCCCUCACAAAUACUAUAUUGGAUUUCGGUAUGUCCAUCCUUUAACCGAAGAAGCAAUUGAAGAGAUGGAGAGAGAUGGACUGGAAAGGGCUAUUGCCUUCACACAGUAUCCACAGUACAGCUGUUCCACCACAGGCAGCAGCUUAAAUGCUAUUUACAGAUAUUACAGUGGAAUGGGGAAGAAGCCGACCAUGAAGUGGAGCGCCAUAGACAGGUGGCCCACGCAUCCCCUCCUCAUCCAGUGCUUUGCAGACCACAUUCUCAAAGAGCUGGACCAUUUUCCACUGGAGAAGAGAAACGAGGUGGUCCUUCUCUUUUCUGCCCACUCACUGCCAAUGUCUGUGGUCAACAGAGGGGACCCCUAUCCUCAGGAGGUCGGAGCCACUGUCCAAAGAGUCAUGGAUAAGCUGGGCUACUCCAACCCUUACCGACUGGUGUGGCAGUCCAAGGUUGGGCCGAUGCCCUGGCUGGGCCCUCAAACAGACGAGACCAUCAAAGGACUCUGCGAGAGGGGCAGGAAGAACAUUCUUUUGGUUCCCAUAGCGUUUACAAGCGAUCACAUUGAAACGCUGUAUGAACUGGAUAUCGAGUACUCUCAGGUUCUAGCCAAAGAGUGUGGAGUGGAGAAUAUCCGAAGAGCAGAGUCUCUGAAUGGAAAUCCAUUGUUCUCUAAGGCCCUGGCCGACUUGGUGCUCACGCACAUUCAGUCCAACGAGCUCUGCUCCAAGCAGUUGACACUGGGCUGCCCGCUCUGUCCUAAUCCCGUCUGCGGAGAGAUGAAAUCCUUCUUCACCAGCCAGCAGCUGUGA